Canis lupus familiaris (dog) is the source of this 1531-nucleotide messenger RNA. It is a transcript of the gene PACRG, whose product is annotated as parkin coregulated. The coding region runs from base 351 to 1205 and encodes 284 amino acids. NCBI's taxonomy places the organism in Eukaryota, Metazoa, Chordata, Mammalia, Carnivora, Canidae. The record is from RefSeq and is a predicted model, not a curated record. Gene Ontology annotation, cellular component: neuron projection; cytosol; vesicle. Gene Ontology annotation, molecular function: Hsp70 protein binding; Hsp90 protein binding. The transcript has 6 exons.
GCCUUCCGCCGCCUCUCCGCAUUCAGGCCCAGCAAGCGUGCUACGUCACGGGGGGACUGGGCCACGGGGCCGCAGUGUUGACGCGUCGCUUAGCAACCGGGAGGCUUACCUUUGGAAGCUUCUUAGGGCUCUCGCCACGGUCCUUCCCUCCUCCCGCCCCUCCCCUCCGUCAACUCCCCUCACCUAGGAGCUGCCAAACAUCUGGAUCAACCUGGGCACUACGAGGGGUUGAAUUUCUACCAGUAACGCGCCUUUUUACAUUUUUUCCCCCCCGAACUCCUUCUCACAUGCGUAAAACCCACUGAUUCUUUUACUACACGUUUUAUGAGAACGAGACAUUUUCUAGGAAGAUGGUGGCAGAAAAAGAGACCCUGAGCUUAAACAAAUGCCCAGACAAGAUGCCGAAGAGGACCAAGCUGCUGGCGCAACAGCCGCUCCCGGUGCACCAGCCUCACUCCCUGGUUUCUGAGGGCUUCACAGUCAAAGCCAUGAUGAAAAACUCAGUCGUGAGAGGCCCUCCAGCUGCAGGAGCAUUUAAAGAAAGACCAACCAAGCCCACAGCAUUUCGAAAAUUUUAUGAGCGAGGAGACUUCCCAAUUGCCCUUGAGCAUGAUUCGAAAGGAAACAAAAUAGCGUGGAAGGUAGAAAUUGAGAAGCUGGAUUACCAUCAUUAUCUGCCUCUGUUUUUUGAUGGGCUCUGUGAAAUGACAUUUCCCUAUGAGUUUUUUGCUCGGCAAGGAAUCCACGACAUGCUGGAACAUGGGGGGAACAAGAUUCUUCCUGUCAUUCCACAGCUCAUUAUCCCGAUAAAAAAUGCCUUGAAUCUUCGAAACCGACAGGUCAUCUGCGUCACCCUUAAAGUCCUCCAGCAUCUGGUUGUGUCAGCUGAGAUGGUGGGUGAAGCUUUGGUGCCCUAUUACCGUCAAAUCCUCCCCAUCCUGAACAUCUUUAAGAAUAUGAAUGCCAUGACCUCACUGAGAGCCAGCCUGAAGGAAUGCAGCUUUAGCUGUGAUGGAAGCCAUCAAAGAUUACAGGCCCUAACAGUGAACUCCGGAGACGGCAUCGACUAUAGCCAGCAGAAGAGAGAGAACAUCGGCGACCUGAUCCAGGAGACGCUGGAAGCCUUCGAGCGCUACGGCGGGGAGGACGCGUUCAUCAACAUUAAGUACAUGGUCCCCACCUACGAGUCAUGCGUGCUCAACUAGUGGCAGGACAUGGGACGGGCGCGGGUGUCCCCGCAUCCCCGUCAUCUGUCUCUGCUGCUUUCGGCAUCUCAUUACUUGUGACUUCUACGGCUUUCUUUUCUACAGCUGCUAAAAUAGUGGCUUAUGGGCCAUUGGACCGUUAGUCCUAUUGAGAGCAAGGCUUUCCAAUACAUAAAUAGUGCCUGUUUCUUAGAUUACAAUAGCGUACUGUGCUUAUUUGUUCUAAGAGAAGAAUUGCCUCUUUAUACGGCUCGGACAGAAGCAGGAGUCCGAGUUAAACCUUCAGUUGUAUAGACAAUAAAACUAUAAUUUUCAUGCGCAAUUCA